Messenger RNA from Triticum aestivum (bread wheat), 1823 nucleotides. RefSeq names its product heat shock 70 kDa protein 1. The record is from RefSeq and is a predicted model, not a curated record. The transcript is spliced from 2 exons. Gene Ontology annotation, molecular function: ATP binding; ATP-dependent protein folding chaperone. The coding region runs from base 94 to 1764 and encodes 556 amino acids. Lineage: Eukaryota; Viridiplantae; Streptophyta; Magnoliopsida; Poales; Poaceae.
UUUCACCCCCUCUACCAGUCCUCCCACCACCAAAACCCUAGCGCCGCCACCGCCAGCACCACCGCCGUACUUCCAAACCGAGCGACAGCUGCAAUGGCCGGCAAGGGCGAGGGUCCCGCCAUCGGGAUCGAUCUCGGCACGACCUACUCCUGCGUCGGCGUGUGGCAGCACGACCGAGUUGAGAUCAUCGCCAAUGACCAGGGCAACCGCACCACCCCCUCCUACGUCGCCUUCACCGACUCCGAGAGGCUCAUCGGCGAUGCGGCCAAGAACCAGGUCGCCAUGAACCCGGUCAACACGGUUUUCGAUGCCAAGCGUCUCAUUGGCAGGAGAGUUAGUGAUCCUUCUGUCCAGAGUGACAUGAAGCUUUGGCCCUUCAAGGUCAUUGCUGGACUUGGAGACAAGCCUAUGAUUGUUCAGUACAAGGGUGAGGAGAAGGAGUUUGCUGCUGAAGAGAUCUCCUCCAUGGUCCUCAUCAAGAUGCGUGAGAUAGCUGAAGCGUAUCUUGGCAGCACCAUCAAGAAUGUUGUUGUCACUGUCCCUGCCUACUUCAAUGACUCUCAGAGGCAGGCCACCAAGGAUGCUGGAGUGAUUGCAGGCCUGAAUGUUAUGCGCAUUAUCAACGAGCCAACUGCUGCUGCUAUUGCUUAUGGUCUUGAUAAGAAGGCCACCAGUGUUGGUGAGAAGAAUGUUCUCAUCUUUGACCUUGGUGGUGGCACCUUUGAUGUUUCCCUCCUCACCAUUGAAGAGGGUAUCUUUGAGGUCAAGUCCACUGCUGGUGACACUCACCUUGGUGGUGAGGACUUUGACAACAGAAUGGUCAACCACUUCGUCCAAGAAUUCAAGAGGAAGAACAAGAAGGAUAUUAGUGGCAACCCCAGGGUUCUCCGCGGGCUGAGGACAGCUUGUGAGCGGGCGAAGAGGACCCUCUCCUCCAUUGCGCAGACCACCAUUGAGAUUGACUCGUUGUAUGAGGGCAUCGACUUCUACACGACCAUCACCCGUGCCAGGUUUGAGGAGUUGAACAUGGAUCUCUUCAGGAAGUGCAUGGAGCCUGUUGAGAAGUGCCUGAGGGAUGCUAAGAUGGACAAGAGCACUGUCCAUGAUGUUGUCCUUGUUGGUGGCUCCACCAGGAUCCCAAGGGUGCAGCAGCUGCUUCAGGACUUCUUCAAUGGCAAGGAGUUGUGCAAGAACAUCAACCCGGAUGAGGCUGUUGCCUAUGGUGCUGCAGUCCAGGCUGCCAUCUUGAGUGGAGAGGGCAAUGAGAAGGUCCAGGACCUCCUGCUGCUUGAUGUCACACCUCUUUCUCUUGGUCUGGAGACUGCUGGAGGUGUCAUGACCGUUUUGAUUCCAAGGAACACCACCAUCCCCACCAAGAAGGAGCAGGUCUUCUCCACCUACUUUGACAACCAGCCUGGUGUCCUUAUCCAGGUUUAUGAGGGCGAGAGGACCAGGACCCGCGACAACAACCUGCUGGGCAAGUUUGAGCUCUCCGGCAUCCCUCCUGCCCCCAGGGGUGUGCCCCAGAUCACGGUCUGCUUCGACAUUGAUGCUAAUGGCAUUCUGAACGUCUCCGCCGAGGACAAGACCACUGGGCAGAAGAACAAGAUCACCAUCACAAAUGACAAGGGCAGGCUGAGCAAGGAUGAGAUCGAGAAGAUGGUGCAGGAGGCUGAGAAGUACAAGUCAGAGGACGAGGAGCACAAGAAGAAGGUGGAGUCAAAGAAUGCCCUUGAGAACUAUGGGCAGAAAUCACAGAUUUGACCUGAGGCAUAAAUCAAAUCACAAACUGACCUGUUCAGGAAAAAAUUUCACUCUGUUGA